Molecule: messenger RNA, 646 nt
Organism: Amoebophrya sp. A120
Lineage: Eukaryota; Dinophyceae; Syndiniales; Amoebophryaceae
Source: the annotation of a GenBank genome assembly
AUAAAGAUCUUGUCGAAGAGCUGCAGGGGAGUACUUCCAAGACCACCCCAAGAACUACUACCCCGGCGCCGCGGUGGCUCGCGAUGCUGGGAGAACAGGCCAACGAGGUGUCGUAUCUCUUGUGCGACGAGGGCCACACGUACAACCUGCUUGGGGAGUUUUUGUUUCUUUGGCUGCAGUCCCACCGAGAGCAGCUGCGGAAAGAACAAGUACACACUGAAAAUAAAGGUCAUGACCACGACGGCAGGAAAUUUUCGGAACAAAUUUUGCUGUUGCUCGAGGGCCGCGUCAACCAGCUGAUCGCCGAGGCCUGGCGGAUGCAGCGCGAGGCCGCGGAGGUUUGGCUCAAGGUGCUGCAGGGCGGACCGCGUUCACUAUCCGAGCGCACAACUACUCCCCCUCCCCCUCAUUUGUAAUGGAAAAUCCCAUAUCGAUAUCGAAUCCAGUUGGUUGCUUGUGGCACUGUUUGGAUUACAGAUUCCGGAAGCCAAAACAGUACUUCUAGACUCGGCACGUGAACUUGCCAUACACAGGCUCCACGUGUGUUGGUGGUUGUGAUGCUGUUCAUGCCAACAUACAAAUGAGCGGGAGAGGGCAUUGUACACUCUCAUAUGCACGACCAGGGAGCAGCGCGACGAGCCCGUCU